CCUCCUCUUCCUCUAAAGAUCUCACCAACUUCUCUCUCUCUCUCUCUCUCUCUCCCCGAGUGGUUCUUGUGCUGGUUCAUAUAAGGAGGAGGGUCUCCAUGCUGGUCCGAUGCAGUUGAAUCAUCUCUAAAGCCUCGUUUGGACUCUUCUGCUUGUAUCGUUUUCAGACCCACCGCCAUACUUUCAUCCAGCAACACAUCGCUCUCCAUCCAUCUCUCAUCCUUUCAGCACCAGCUCUCCAGACAACAUUCCCAUUUUCUCUUCAUCAUCUUCCAAUCAUUCCCGCGGCUCUCCGAAAAGCGCUUUUCGUACCUUUCUCUUUGGCUCGAUUCCACCUGGGAGGCUUCGGACAAAGUGCCGUUUUCCGCCUCCCAAGUUUGCGAAGAUGGUGCGGUUCGCUGUCUCUGUUGUCCUGGCGAUCCUCAUGGUCGCAUCCGUCACUCUAGAGGGGGUGGCGGGAUCGAUGAUUACGUGCUCGGGGAUAGUGCCGAUGAGGUACCGGAACGACAAGAUAUCGAUAACGGACUUUGGAGGGAUGGGGGACGGGCGGACGGUGAACACCAAGGCGUUCAGCGAGGCGAUAUACCGGAUCCAGCACCUCCGGCGGAGGGGCGGUACCCUCCUCUACAUCCCUCCCGGGGUGUAUCUCACCGGCAGCUUCAGCCUCACAAGCCACAUGACCCUUUACCUGGCUAGUGGAGCGGUCAUCAAGGCCACCCAGGAUACUUGGAAUUGGCCUCUGAUCGCCCCCUUGCCUUCUUAUGGAAGAGGGAGGGAACGUCCUGGAAGGAGGUAUAUGAGUCUCAUCCAAGGACAUGGCCUUCGAGAUGUGGUGAUCACAGGUGAGAACGGGACGAUUGAUGGUCAAGGAGAGGUAUGGUGGAACAUGUGGAGGCAGCGCACUCUCCAGUACACUCGACCGCAUCUUGUUGAAUUCAUGAACUCCAGAAGCAUCGUGAUCUCCAACGUGGUUUUCAAGAAUUCCCCCUUUUGGAACAUUCACCCUGUUUAUUGCAGCAACGUUGUCAUCAGAUAUGUAACCAUAUUGGCCCCUUACGACUCUCCCAAUACUGACGGAAUUGAUCCGGAUUCCAGUUCCAAUGUCUGCAUAGAGGAUUCGCAUAUAUCCGUUGGAGAUGAUCUCGUUUCAGUGAAAAGUGGAUGGGACGAAUAUGGAAUACGUUACGGCCGUCGUAGCUCAGGGAUCACGAUACGGCGGAUAACUGGGUCAUCCCCUUUUGCUGGAAUCUCAGUGGGAAGCGAAACGUCCGGCGGGGUGGAGAACGUCUGGAUCGAGAACAUAAACUUGUACAACGUGGGCAUAGGAAUCCACAUCAAAACAAACAUCGGAAGGGGAGGGUUCAUAAGGGACAUAACCGUGUCCAAUGUGUUCAUGGAGAACGUGCGUAAAGGCAUACGGAUCAUGGGGAACGUCGGCGACCACCCUGACGAGUACUACAACCCCAGCGCCCUCCCUUAUGUCAAGGGCAUCAGGAUCAAGGACGUCUGGGGCGUGAAGGUCCAAGAGGCGGGCCUAAUACAGGGCUUGAAGAAUGCGCCGUUCACCGGGAUUUGUCUCUCCAACAUCUAUCUCCACGGCGUGCCGGGACAAAGGAGAGCGACCUGGACUUGCUCCGACGUCAGUGGAGCCGCUCUCGAGGUAAGCCCUGGGGUGUGCUCAGAGCUCGCUAGCACCUAUCACAGCAGCAUUUGCUCCAACUAUUUCAGAGACUAAUCUUAAGCUGUGAAUCUACCCAUCUAGCAGACAGCCGGUCGGAUCACUCCAUAGGUUUAUCUGUUCGAUUAGUCACGCCGUCUCAUUAACCCUCUUCGAAUCUUUCAGUGUAUGCUUUUAUUCAACAAAGCUUUGAAUCAUCAUAUCAUCUUAUCCAAUGUCUCUCUUCUUACCGGUUUGAUGGCUAUGAUCUUGGUUCUGUUGAUAUGGAUGCAUGAUCGUCAAGAAAACUAAUCGAGUUUAACCCAAAAGCCUAAGCAGAACACUGGGUAGAUAACAACAUCUGAUCAUCAUACAUAAAAUCCACCAGUGUUGUUAUUUACAAUACAAACAUAGUACAAACCUACUAACUAUCCAUCAAUCUCACAUGCCAUCAUCUAUCUCAGCAACGUGUUCAGAUUGUCCAUCUCUCGAGGAUGCAACUUAUUUACAUAAGACAGCGCAGAUAAGUAAGAAGGCUAAUCCCCCUAGAUACCAUCACAAAA
Molecule: messenger RNA, 2220 nt
Organism: Eucalyptus grandis
Lineage: Eukaryota; Viridiplantae; Streptophyta; Magnoliopsida; Myrtales; Myrtaceae
Product: probable polygalacturonase
Exons: 6
Coding region: 386-1735 (449 amino acids)
Biological process (GO): carbohydrate metabolic process
Molecular function (GO): polygalacturonase activity
Source: RefSeq, a predicted model, not a curated record